UUUUGCAUGUUUGAACUAUUAUUGUUGUUAUUGUUGCUAUUAACUUUUAUUGUACUAUUCGACGUGUGGUAUCUGGUUUUGGAGAGCGUAACUGAAUUUAACUGCCGCUGAAGUGCAUUGGCAAAAACAGUCGGUUCAUGGUUAUUGCGCCAAGCUGACGUACUACUGACCAAUACGCUGCACAACGCUCCAAGUAAACGCUACAAAUAAACGCUGUUGGUAAAUACCGAAGGUGCCGGGGUGAAGUAAUGAAAGUGAAUGUGUUUUUGGCUAAAAGGACUCGCCAGUGUUGUGAACUAAACCAUAAAAAAACGAAAAAAAAUUUGCGCGAAAGUGUUUAGUAAACCAUUUAAAGUGAAGAAAUUGUGAAGAACUAAUAUUGCAGAGUCAUCUCUGAGAGGAACGCAAAUAGCCAAUACAUAAAUUAAGCUGUCAUGUGGUAGACCAAAAACAGACUCAAAAAAUGUGGUGAAAACAUCUCUAUAAUAAAGCAUAACAUUUUAAAUAUAUAUAAAACGAAAGGUCACUUCAGUUGGUUAAACGGCCAUAGCGUAUUAUUUAUCGCAAUAAAAAACACCCUGCUGUCAUACAUUCUGUCACUAGUGCCAUAAACUAAAUUGCGGCUGUCAUAUAAAAAGCGAUUUGUCAAGUGUACCGCAGUAAACGAAUAGUGAUCGAGUGCUUUGGCAGUAAAAUGGGGCGCGCGCGCAGUAGUUUCUUAGUAACAGUACUAUUCAUAGCGGGAAAUUUGCUUUUUUGCGGUAUAAGGCAUGCGCACUCACUUGCGGUUCGAUCGAAUUUGAAAAUUGUCAAGCAAUGGAAAUUAUUCUCAUACGAAUUUCCCCCCCACGCGCCUGUCUCCGAUCCCGACUACUACAACCCGACGAAUAUAGUGCCAACAAGCAUGACAGUGGCGUAUGACCGGAUAUUCAUCGCCACGCCCAAGCUAUUUGCUGGCGUACCAACAACUGUGGGCUACGUGUCGAAGUCGGACUUCAACGAGUCGCCGCGUUUGAAUUCAUACCCCGACUGGUCGUACACAGUCAGUGGUCGCAAGUCUUUCAACUGCAGCGAUUCAUAUUUGGUUUCGGUAUAUCGCAUGCGUAUCGAUUCUUGCAACCGCUUGUGGAUCUUAGAUGCUGCCGUGUCGCGCACCUUUGAAGACUCCGAACAAACUUGUCAACCGAAAAUAUUGGUAUUCGAUUUGAAUACAGAUCAAGUGGUGAGGCGUAUCGAUAUUCCGAAAGACGUUUUGCGGAAUCAAUCGAUACUUGUUAAUUUGAUUGUAGAUGAAACCACUUCUACAUCUGGUACAUGCGAUGAUGUCUUUGUUUAUAUAGCGGAUACGGUGAAACCGGCCAUUAUUGUAUACGAUAGUGCACGUGAUAUGAUGUGGCGUCUCUCACAUCCCGCUAUGUGGCCCGACCCAGACUUGGGCUUAGUACAAGUAUUGAAUGAUAAAUUCUUCAUAAUGGACGGCAUUAUUGGUUUGGCUUUUGAUACAAUAAAUGGAAUAUUAUAUUUCCAGCCUUUGGCUACUGAUCGCAUCUUUUCCAUAACCAGAGACGCACUACGCGCUGGACCACGACGUCUACAUGACAUUUUACCCAUACGCUUUUUGGGCAAGAAAUCAUCCCAAGGUCUACCACUGUACUUAGCACCUCAAGAUGGUAGUCUUCUCUUUAGUCCAGUCACCGAGACCGCCAUCGUCAGUUGGCAUCCACAAACAAAUAAACAAUCUGUGCUCUUCUACGAUGUGGAGGCACUACAAUUCGUUGCAGACAUUAGUGAGUCGCCAUGGGAAAGUGGCGUCGUAUAUGCCAUGUCAUCGAAAUUCAAUCGUUUCACAUCGGAAACGGUAAACAGAGAUGAGAUCAACUUUCGUCUUAUGCGUUUCAAGUAUCCCAGCAGAAGUGCAGUGUCUUCGCAGCGAUUAUUCACGCCAUCAGCGCCGUUCAAGAGUGAUCUAUACACGAAUGGUAAUGAUACCAUUUACACGAGAGCCGAAGAAAGAUCAUCGUCAGCAACGUACUUGCCGUAUAGUUUGGAUCCAAAUACCAAAUACUUCCAGCUGCCGAGCGCAAGAAGUAGUUUGCACACGUUUGCGGGUAAUGGUAUACCUGCAACGCCAGCAGCACACAUACUGCCAUUCGGUCGUGGUGGAUACAGUUAUAGUUUGGGUGUAAAUUGAGAAGAGCGUACGGAAAUUUUAUUGCGAAUUGUUAAUAAUAUACCAUUUAUUAUAUAGAAAAUAUACAUAUGUAC
Messenger RNA from Ceratitis capitata (Mediterranean fruit fly), 2265 nucleotides. Its product is annotated as major royal jelly protein 1. Gene Ontology annotation, cellular component: extracellular region. The record is from RefSeq and is a predicted model, not a curated record. The coding region runs from base 695 to 2191 and encodes 498 amino acids. NCBI's taxonomy places the organism in Eukaryota, Metazoa, Arthropoda, Insecta, Diptera, Tephritidae. The transcript has 6 exons.